CUAGUAUCCCCAUAAUUUUUAGUUGCCAAAACUUCUGUUGUGUUCACCGACUUUGAGUGACAACAGGGAAAGUACAAGCUUUUUCCUAGUGCAAGGUUCCUGUGGCCGCGUUUAAAAAAUGCGCGAUCAAUAACUCUUGGUUGGGACGUGCCUAACUUCACCUAGUGUGCGGCGUAUGCUAAUGGAUGCUUACAGUUCACAGAAUCAAAGACUACUGCUGUACAAUCGAAGAAAAAUCCCCUUUCUUGAUGAAGUCCAAGUGACCAUGGAGAGACUAAUGCAAAGUCCAUCGUUUGAUCAACAGGCAAUCGGACCUAUGUAUUCAAACUCAAGUCAAUAUUUGAUUACAACACUUCAUCAGGCUCCCUCAGAUGAUGAUAUCAGCUGUAAACUCAUAGGACAGAUUGAUCCGGUGCUAUUAAAACUGAGUCAGAAUACGAACGCAUUCAGCAGUGUUGCUGAUGGACGCAUGGGACCUGAAAGUGCUGGGGCGGAUCCGACUCCCAGUGUUUCCAGUGGUCACGCUAGACCGCCUGGCAGCGAGGGGAUCGACGUUGAGAACAGGUAUGGCCUUCAGUCAACGCAGCCGCCUGUGCUUAGUCCGGAUGCACCCGCUUCAUUGCACUCAGGAUCUGUAAAAUACACUACCAGUGUAAGAGCCCUAUCUCCAGACGGAAAUAUUGUGGAGUCGGAAAUUGUGCGAAACUACGAGAUUCCUGGGGAUGCGCUCAAUGAACAUUCUGAUCACCUCAUCGAUGAGCGUGAACAGCAUGGAAUCUGGUUGGACGGACUCACUGGCAAGCGAGAGAACGAGUCCAGACCAAGUCUGAAUCUGAUGACCCAUCUCAAGGUCACACGCUCACCAGAUGGUGCUCACACGGUCUCUGACUUCUCUGACAAAUGCAUUCAAGGUAGUUCAAGCAUACCGCUUGGUGCCAGUGCCACCACACCAGUGGAAGAAACUGUGAAGAAAUCUCGAACUUGUCUAAGUCCAUUGCAUCAUGGGGCUGAAGCUCCGGUUACAAAGGCGGGUGCAGAGAACAGGUUGGAUUUCCGUGAGCCCGAACCCGAACGUGAAGGCGAAUGUGACGCAGAAGUGAGCGAAUAUAGACCUAUGAUCAUAGAAGAGACCAACCAGCUACCGAGUUCGUGCAAGAUCAACAAUGCUGCACGUGCUGAUAUCAUACGGUUGCAAAGGGUCCUUCAGGAUACAUGCGAUGAUCUGGAAACCAUUCAAAACGGUAUUAUUGUGCGUGAUUUCACGCCAUGCAUACAGUUUCGAGAUCGUAUUGGGCUCAUUCCGAACAUAUUGAAUGAACUAAUCACCAAACUGGAUUAUAGCCCUUAUGAAAAAGAUUUGUGGGAGGCUCGUGACGGCAUUGUGCGUGUGUUGGAAGAAGUGCAACAUCAACCGGCACUGAUCAUGAUGCGUCUGGUUGAGCUGGGGUUCUACGUGUACGAAAUUGGUAGUCUACUGGGUGAAGAUGUGCUGCCACCUUGCUUUGCCCCGAUGGUACAUGCGAUUCAGACUCGGAUACAGCGUCUCUCAGCGGGGAGAAUUGUUCGCCAAAUUGUCUAUGUGCCACAGACGUUUGAUCCAGUGGUGGCCACGUACUACAAGGACCGUCGCAUCGAACGGAUCGAGAACUUCUGUUCGUGUCGUGUUCGUCUGCUCAAUCCAUCGCAUCCUCGAGCAGCAUUUUGUCCUCCGGACUGUCGUACUCUUCAAGUCGACUUUGAUCCGGUCCGCGGUAAGCACGUGGGCUUCUUGGACCUCCUCAACCGAUGUCUACACCCCAAGCAUUGUUACGCACGCAUUGCAGCCACAGUGAUGCGUCGCGCUAAUGGGACGGAACUGGAAUUGAAGGGACACGAAGUGGUGGACUUGAGGUUUAGCGAACCCCGACCACGAUUGGCGGAAAUUCGUGCGGACAUUUGCGCUGGACCGAAAAAGCGCAUAUUGGCCCCCGGAAAGGGCGCCGAUUCGGACGUGCUUUCAAAAUCUACUCUCGUUUGAGCGUUCCCUCUUUGACGCUGACAGCUGUCAUCCAUACUUUCUCAUUAUCAUUUUGUCUCAUUACGUUGCGUAUCUCGGUCAUUCAUUUUCGGUCCUAAGUGAAUAGACCCCCUUCAUGUCCGUUUUAC
This is a messenger RNA of Dicrocoelium dendriticum, 2145 nucleotides long. NCBI's taxonomy places the organism in Eukaryota, Metazoa, Platyhelminthes, Trematoda, Plagiorchiida, Dicrocoeliidae. The record is from the annotation of a GenBank genome assembly.